CGACAGACGCAAUAAUGGCGAGCGGCAAGAAAAGCACUCUUCUGUCUUCGCUAGCGGCGUAUGGAGACGACUCGGAGCAAGAGUCCGACCCUGAGAACGACGAACAGGAGGCUCAUGGUGGACUGGUGUCUGCUGGGUAUGGAGACGACGACAUCGCGCGCACGGAGGAGCGUGAAGAGAGGUGCUCUGGGAACGAGGACAGCGAUGGAAAUGACAGGAAUUCAGAAGUUGGCGAUUCUGACUCAGGAGGAACCCAAGAUGAUUUGAAGGACAUCAUAACAGGGGAGAGAAAGGACCCUAAUGAGUUGGUCGCACAGUUCUCAGAGAAGGUGAGGAAUAUGUCUCCUGAAGAGAUUCGGAUUCCUCCGGAACCUCCUGGGCGCUGUUCCAGCCACCUACAGGAGAAGAUCUACAAACUGUACGAGCGGAAACUUCACGGAGACUUCGACACAAACAGCCAUAUACAGAAAAAGAAAGAGUUUCGCAAUCCAAGUAUUUAUGAGAAACUUAUCCAGUUCUGUGGAAUCGAUGAGCUUGGUACUAACUACCCAAAAGACAUGUUUGACCCCCAUGGUUGGUCUGAGGACUCGUAUUAUGAAGCAUUAGCCAAAGCUCAAAAAGUGGAGAUGGAGAAACUAGAAAAGGCCAAAAGAGAGAGAACCAAGAUUGAGUUUGUGACUGGAACCAAGAAGGGCACCACGACCAACACAGCAGCUGCUCCCACCACCUCAAUGUCAACAGCAGAGGCCCAGAAGAGGAAGAGUAAAUGGGACUCUGCGGUGCCCGUCACCCUGGCACAGCCCGUGCUGCUGACCACCUCCGCCACUCUCCCCGCGGUCGUAUCCGUCACCACCACGGCCAGCGGCACCAAGACCACCGUCAUCUCCGCGGUGGGCACCAUUCUCAAAAAAGCCAAGCAGUGAGGGGCCGUGCCGCUGGCCCGCUGGCCCGGGCGGGUUCGGCUCUUCAACAGCCGCCGUUGACGCUGCCGGGAAAACGGACCAAGCUGUUGCGGGACUGGGCGGACUCCGGCCGUUUCGGCCCCGCGGCAGAUGUGCUGGCCUAAUUUGACCUGUUCCGGCUCAACGCUUUCCUCUCUCUUUUUUUAAAUUUUUUAAUUUUUUUUUUGCAUUUCUCUUUUCAUUUGAGUUGCGUCGCUGGUUGUCGUUCUGUGGUGUGAUUCGUUUGUAGGUGCCUGCACUGUGCAGACGUUUGAGCCCGUUUUGUGUGUUUGUGUUUGUUGCCUGACUAAUGUUUUCGGAGUGGGUGAGGAAACCAAAUAAAUGCAUUUUAAGAAUCCCA
Messenger RNA from Electrophorus electricus (electric eel), 1302 nucleotides. It is a transcript of the gene sap30bp, whose product is annotated as SAP30 binding protein. Gene Ontology annotation, cellular component: nucleus. Gene Ontology annotation, biological process: regulation of DNA-templated transcription. The record is from RefSeq and is a predicted model, not a curated record. Lineage: Eukaryota; Metazoa; Chordata; Actinopteri; Gymnotiformes; Gymnotidae.